UGAUCAAGCUUGGAACUGAACUCUGCAGGAAGGUAGAUCUCCAGGAACAGGGUUGGGCACCCCUGCCUUAGUAGUACCUUAAGGGUACAUGCAGUAUCACUCUAUGAAAGUUUUAGGAAUCUGUAUGUUUCACUUUCUGCUGGUCUGAUCUUGGAAGUCUUGGAAAACUUGGAAAUUUCAUGUGCCCUGAGGCUUUGGAGGCCCUGGCAGUAUGAGGCCCCAGAGAACUAAUCCCGCUUGUCUGGGCAGUGAUUCAGCUCCGGGUAGCUAUCAAAUCAGACAUAGCAGAUUAUACAGUUGUGCUCCAGGAUAUCUCGUUUAUUUGCUGUUAUCAAACUGUUUAAAGAUUUGAUGCCACAGACCUUGCAAACUUUCUCAAAUCAAGCAACUAGGUCUUUGUCUGGAGUGUUUAAAGUUUGCCUGUUACACUCAAAAGCUCUUGCCACUUUUGCAUGCAGUAUUUAUGAAGAUGAGACAGUUGCUGUUCCUUCCCAUCUCCCUCCCUCCAUGCCAGGAAUCAGGCCACGUGGUCACAGCCAACAGCAGGCAGGGAGCAGCUCGUGCAUUCGGAGAGUACCUUCACACCCAUCCUGAGAACCGCAACGGAUCAGAUCACUUACUGUCUGACACCCUCGUUGGCCACGACUCUGACUCCCCAGACAGCCUGUGCACUCAGAACAACAACUUCCACAGCUGCACCAUCCAGGGCUCCGCCGUCAGUGCCGAUCCCAGCUUGAUCAACCCUGCCCUGGGCCUUCUGGAACCGCCGCCUCUGACAACUUCCUCCAAGAGCCGGCUGUCCCUAGAGCGCAGCUUUUCGGCAGAGGAGGACCAGCAGAAGUGUGUGGAGUGCGCCCUGCAGCCUGCCCGGGUCUACACCAUCACCGGAGAGAGCGGCAUGCUGGGAACCAGCAGGGGAAGCAAGGAGAACCUGGAGCUUGAGGUCUUGAAAGGGGCGCAGGAGGCAUGUCAGGCCCAAGCGCUUGCCCAGCCCUCUACGUCCUCCAACUCGUCUUCUCCAACCCAGCAUCACCACCACCGUGGAAGCGGAAGUGGAUCCGGAAACCAUCAUCACAGCAACCACCAUCAUGGUAUCCACCAUCACAGCAACACCACCGGGGGUGGAAGCAGCGGAACUAGCGGAUCAAACCCCCACCAGCACCUCUCCGGUGCUGGAACGUCGCACCAUCACCACGGGGCGCACCAUCCCCACCACCUUUCCCAGCCACUGCAGAGCUCGGUCAGCGCACACAACAUCCGCGGCUGGGGGGAGGGAAAGGAAUGUGGCCUGGCGUGCGAGUCCUGUCCUGGGGCUCCCUCGCGCAGCCAGGGCUCCCUGGACCUGGAAAGCAGCACCCGAGAGGCAGGCAAGCAGCGCCGGCCACCACUAGAGCGGAUGUGCAGUGUGGACCGCGUGACUGGGCUGGAGCGAGAAGAUAACAGUUGGUUCCCUAAAGAAAACAUGUUCAGCUUUCAGACUGCUACAACAACCAUGCAGGCGAAUUUCCGGAAGCAUUUAAGAAUGGUGGGCAGCAGAAGAAUGAAAGCACAAACAUUUGCAGAGCGCAGGGCGAAGAGUUUCAACCGAUCCUGGAGCGAUCCGACCCCUGUCAAACAAGACUCCCUAAACGACUCAAAAGACAGUGGGGAUCUGCAGACGACCUGCGGUACUCCAGAGGAGGGCGGAUGUGAAGACCUGGACUGGGAGGAGGAGAGAGAGAUGGAGAGACUGGCAUGUGAGGGGGAUGACUUCAUCCCUCCUAAAAUUAUGCUGAUCUCAUCUAAAGUUCCUAAAGCAGAAUAUGUUCCCAACAUCAUUCGAAGGGGCGAUCCAUCUAUUAUACCCAUUCUCUAUGAUCAUGAGCAUGCCACGUUUGAUGAUAUUUUGGAGGAGAUUGAGAAGAGACUGUCAGCCUACAGGAGGGGCAGUAAGAUCUGGCGCAUGCUGAUCUUCUGUCAGGGCGGCCCGGGUCACCUGUACCUUCUGAAGAAUAAAGUGGCCACUUUUGCCAAGGUCGAGAAAGAGGAAGACAUGAGCCUGUUUUGGAAACGUCUGAGCCGGUUUAUGAGUAAACUGAAUCCGGAGCCCAACCUGAUCCACAUCAUGGGUUGUUACGUCCUGGGAAAUCCUAAUGGAGAGAAGCUGUUCCAGAAACUGAAGAACCUGAUGAGGCCUUAUUCUGUCACGUUUGAGUCACCGCUGGAGCUCUCCGCUCAGGGCAAAGAGAUGAUUGAGAUGUACUUUGACUUCCGUCUGUUUCGACUUUGGAAAACCCGGCAGCACUCAAAACUCCUCGACUAUGAAGAUCUCGUGUGACCCCGUGCGGGUCAGUGUGUAGCAUUGCGGGCAGGACGUCCCACUGUAAAACUCCAUUCCACCAGCUUUCAUUUUGGAGUACAGGAGGAAGAGGAGUGGAGAUGGUCACAGCCACUUCGCUACCAUCACUGCAUCUCGAAUAUUGUUUAUUUCAGCUCACCUCUGUGGAGUUCGACCGCCUCAGAACGGUAACACAAGAAACAAAAACAAGUGGUUCAAAACACAAGAGAAGUCCGGAUACGUGGUGUUUUUGUUCUCUAACGGAGAAAAGAGAAGUCGUUUCUCAGAACUGGUUGACAGUCUGUCGACUGCUUUUGUUUUUAAACUAACAUAUCGCCGACUUAUCGAUCACUAGCUGAGACCGUUGUGCUUACAAGUGUCACGCCGAAACUUACCUACCAGAACACAAAAAUGGUCCUAUAUGAAAUAACAACUAAUAUAUCGGUAUACAUACAUGAUAUACAUCUCAUAAGUAUAUAGAGUAGCUAUAGUCAUGCAAAUAAUCUAAAUGUCAAUGGUACACACUUUACUUUUUCAAUGUUUAUUGUUGUGGUCUUUCUAAUGAACUAUUUUGAAUAACUCAGGUUUUAGGCUUUACCGAUAUAUUAAUUACUCCCCUAUCCAGAUGUGUGGAAGUCAUUUAGGUGAAAAGAAUGUACAUUCUGCCAACAUACGUUAUAGAUUUAGUAAUCUUUCGUCAAGUUUUGCUUUCGGCACAACUCCUUACAUGCCAGUAUCUGUCCCUCCAUCGAAAAACAUAGACCCGCAUUGCAAAACACAACCAUACGCAGUCCCCAAACUGGGAAAUCGUGACUUCCAGUCAUAUAAUAAUAGAAACACUGACCUCAAUAUAGCCAGACAUCUACACCAGGUGCACCUGAAGCGUCAGCAGGAACAUAGCGUUACAGAACUGCUAAAAUAAGCGCUUGUGUCAAUGUGUUCAUAACAAUUAGGCUGUUUUCACACUUGGUUUGAACCUGUCUGUCUUUAAACAUAGUAUUCGGCUUCAAGCGGCAGUAUAUUUGCAUCUUCAUCAUGUGUUUCUCAAUACAUGCGACUGCUAUCAAAAAGGGAAUUGUUGUUCAGUUCACUUUUUUACUUAUUUGUUUGGGUUUAGUACCAAAUUUUACUGUGGCACUUCAUUCUGUACUAAAUAUACAGCAAUUAGUAAGAUUUCAGUAAAACCUUUCCAAUAAGAAAUUAAUAUUUUAUUCAGCAAGGAUUGAUUAACUUGAUCAAAAGACUGGAAUGGCUGCUAAAAAUUCAGCUUUGCAUCACAGGAAUAAAUGACGUUUUAAUAUAUAUUUAAAUAGAAAACACUUAAAUUGUAAUAAUAUUUCACAAUAUUGCUGUUUUCACUGUAUUUUUGAUCAAAUCCAUAAAUCUAACUGACCCCAAACGUUUGAAUGCUAGUGUAUGUAUACUAAAUAAUAUGCCAUCAAUAGCUUCUGGCAUCCACAAACAAGGCUGGAUUACUUUUAUAACAAUUGUGAAUCAUACUUCACUCCACAUGAACCCCAGUUUUCUUGACGUGGGUUUGUUUUCAUAAUAUCAGAAGCCGAUUUGACCCCAACCAAAUGGAUUUGGGUUCACACCAUCAGCUUUAGUGUGAAAACAGCCUCUCGCUAUUUAGUCUAAAGCCGUUGGUGUUGUGGGUCAUGAAGAGGCAUUAUUCUGAAGGUCAUUGUUGCCUUAUGGGGCAGGGUGGCAUUUGAUGGCCGUAUAUGGAUAAUAGAACCAUUUAGACCGUUUUAUGGCAGCUUGCAGGUGUAAACUCUAUGCAUUCUUCUUCUUCUUCCAUUAGUAGCUUUCAAAGGUUUUGAGCAACUCGGGAGUUGUUUCUCAUGUGUAUCUUUAUGAAUGUUCUAAUGUACUCAGCUAAUAAGCCAUACCCUCUUUAGCAAGCUGCUCAGACUGAUGGCUCUUUGAUGUGGAUGGCUUCAGGCACUCAUGAAGAACUUCCAGCUGGUUGAACAAUGGAAUCUUCUUGUCUUGUUUUUUUAUGUAUCCACAAUGCUAAUUGGCUACUCCUUUAGUGUUGUUCAUGCAAUUCCUAACUUAAUUGAUAGACAGAAUGAGGUCUUGCCCCAUGGAAAUAAGUGAAGCCGUAAGUCUGCUGUGCCAAGCCAUCUUAUGAGAGAGAAAGGAACUCUAACAACAUGCUAAUAGAAUGUUAGCAACAUACCUUGCCAAGAUGUGCAUCAUCUGGGAAUGCGUCCAUUUGAUUUACAGAUGAUUUAAUUGUGUUUAAUGUUAAAAUACCUUCUCUUAUUUCAAUUUAAUAUGGAUGCACGACUAAAAAUAAGGUUUAUUUCCCAGAAAAGUGUAAACACUGUUGGGGGCGGGACUAAUCUGUUCAUUCGAAAGGGUUGUCGAUAGGGGUGUAAGAAUACACUCAGGUCAUGAUUCAAUUUGACGCACAAUAUCUCCUCACGAUACGAUAAUCUCGCGAUUCAAACAAAGCCAAAAUAUAGUUAAAGAGAGAGUUCAUCCAAAAAGCUAAUUCUGUCAUCACCCUCCACUUGUUCCAAACCAGUGUGAAUUUCUUGCAGCUGUUCUUGCAGGACACAAAAGAUAUUUUAAAGAAUGUUGAGUAAGAAAACAGUUGACGGUAGUCAUUGACUUCCAUAGUAUGGAAAAAAAUAAUAAUACUAUGGAAGUCUGUGGCUACCGUCAAUAGUUUGGUUACCAACAUUCUUCAAAAUAUGAAGAAGGAAAUUCAUACAGGUUUCGAACAACAUGAGGGUGAGUAAAUGAUGACACAAUUUUCAUUUUUGGGAGAACUAUCCCUUUCAAAUGUUUUUUUUUUUUUAAUUACUACUUCUAAUUACUACUUAAAAUGCUAAAUUUGGUAUUACAUCAGAGUGUACUUGAAUAUUUUUGGACUAAAUACAUUUAAAAAGUUUAAAAUAGUGUAUUUUAUUUUUAAUGUAUUAAUAAUAUUUAAUAAACAUGGAAGCUCAAACGUAUGACCUUCUUAGUAUACCAUAUUUGAUAUGCUCCAUUAGCAUAUUUAAUGCAAAAUUUUAGCUUUAAACUUUCAUUUUGAGUAAACUAUACACAAUACAUAUUGCCGCUAUCCGCAAUACAAAUUACUGCAUUUCUGUAUUAUGAUAUAUUGUGACACAACAUAUUGUUACAUCCCUAGUUGCCAUCAACACACUUUUGGUCAUGUAUGGUACAUUUUUAAUCACAAAUGUUGCAAAUAAAGCAACAAGGAACAUUUUAGCAACAUAUUUAGCCAUUAAAACAUUACAUAUUUAGCAAUGAAUCUAAAACGCAUCAAAAUGCACACUUUGAUUGGACAUCUUGGCAAUGUAUAUGUACUACCAAGACAUUUAGCCAUACAUGCCCUCAUUUUAAAGGUACAAAAAGGGAUCCGAUAUGGCAGACAUACACAAAAGCUAGUGAAGAAAAGCUUUAAUUAGUCUGCAAAAUUGCAUUGGAAGUGUCUGGAUAUGGAAUACAGUAGGGUUCUGUUAUCAUAAGGGACGUUGCUAUCUCUCUAGUCUAGCUGACACGCCGCUUCCCCUAAAGGGCUGCACCCCGGCCAGAAAAUAGGUUGCAAAUGAAUUGGACCUGAUCCUCUAGCAAUUCCAGUCAUUAUGGGGCCAUCUGUGACUCACAGUAGGCGUCAGAGAGCCUGGCAUGUCAGAGGGAAAGAGAGAAUCCACAAUCACUAUACUACAGACGGCCACAUCACACUAUAACGGGAACAUUUGGUGGCAAGAGUGAAUGUUAACUCGGGACGUCCAGUAUGAACAGAAUGCAUCAAAUGGAGGGCAGUCGUAUCACUCAAAUCACUUAUUACAACUGUUCUGUACGAAUGUUUGCACAUUUAUUCAUUUACUUUUGAAUAGUGUUUUAAAGCUGUUUGUCGAUGUAGCAAUAUAUGUAAUUCCUCUAUGAUGUAAAUGUUAAUGUUUUGAGCUUUUUACUAAUUUAUUAUAUAUUUAUGCUAUUUAUUUUGUACUUGUGCUGGACAGUAAUGGCUGUUUGUGCAGAGCCUUCUUUUUUUGUUAAGGAAGAAUCUUGAUUCUUCUAUACACAAAGCUUGGGCAAUGUUUGAGGAAUCCGCUUUAUAAAUUGAUCUUUUUUUCUGAUUAGCCUCAAAAAAUGUUUUGCAGUAACAAUAAGGGUCAAUUUGUUAACAUUAAUGCAUUAGGUACAAUAAACAACAUCUUUUUAUGAAUCAGUGUUAUUUUAAUACUAUAUAUAAAUUAUUAUAUUAUUUUUUUUAAUUAGCUUUUAUUUUUAUAUUUUAAUUUAGGUCUUACCAUUUUUAUUUAAUUUUUUGUGUAAUUAGUUUAGUGUUUAUUUUAUUUUAUUUCAGGUUUAGUCAUUUUGGUAUUUUAUUUUUAUUUCAACUUUAUAUAAAUUAUCAAAAGUAUUUUUUAAUAGUUUUAGUUAACAAUGAGAACUCUUUAAUCUAGCUUAAUUUUAUUCAUUCAUUUUAAUAGAAAUAUAUUUUUGUUCAUUUUUAACGCAUAAUGCUAUACAUUAAUAAUGUAUAAACAAUGAUAAUUAAUUAUUUAAUGUAUAAUAAUGUUGAUUUUAUUCAACUUGAAAUGUUAAAAUAUAUUUGUAUAUGUAAAUGUAUUGAUUAUUUUUAGUGUAUAAAACCCUUAUAUUGACAGUCAUGUUAAGACAUUGAACCUUAUUGUAAAGUCUUACUGAUUUCACUUGAUGCCAGUUUGCCUGUACUUGAUGUAAACACAGACAGUUUAUAGAAGGCUGACAAUUCAGCUCCUGCCCAAAUGUCAUCAAUAACCCAAGCCCUAACCCCUAGUCCCAAAGAUUUUGUGUUAGAGGUUGAUUCUAAACCAGAUAACCAACAGAACGUGCAUAUGUUUAAAUUGGCAUUGUUUGUCAAAAGAGCUUGAUGUGCAUGAAUGGGCGGUUUCAGCUGUCACUCUACAUGAUCAGAAGAUUGCCUCAGCUUUAACAGUGUUUAGCCAUCUAAUGUAUUCCCUUUGUUGUUGGGCCUAAACUAAUUAUGUGUGAAAAAAAAAAAUGUAUUAAAGGAGCGGUGCUGUAAUUUUUUUAGACAAAAGAUUUAUUUAUUCAAACAUACAAGGUAUUUUUAUGAGACUUAUUGAAAAUAGUACAGUAUGUCGGUAUUUGUUUUUAUUCACAAUUUUAGUAGCCUUUAUUAGGCAUUAUGGUCAAGAAGGUCUAUAAUAUCUGGAGAAAGCUAUCUGUUAGCAUUUCCAUCCAUCACAACUGCACUUCCUAAAAGUAUGUGAUUUAAAAAUACGUCAACUUUGCUCAUAGUCAGUUCUGCAUCUAUUCAUCUAUGAGGCCUAUCUACUAUCAGGAACUAACCUGGUUAAGUCAACUAGCUGAACCUUGACCUCUUGAGUACAAUAUUUACAUUCAUAUAUCUUGCAUUGGUCAGCUACAAUCACCAAAUCAAUCUGGUGCUUCUAGUGAGAGCACAAAGAAAAUAUUAGAUGUAGUAUAUACAGUAUUAUUUUAUAUCUAAUGCUUAUAUGGAAGCUUUUUUUCCACCAUGGGAUACAAAAAAAAAAGUAAUUGUGAAUACUUAUCUCAUAAUUUAGACUCAGAAUUGCAAGAUAGAAACUCAGAACUGUGAGAUAGAAACUCAAAAUUGCAAGAUAUAGACACAUUCUGAGAAAAGAAGUAUGAAUUGUGAGAUAAAAAGCUGCAAUUAUAAACUCGCAAUUCUGAAAAAAUAUCAGAAUUGCUAGAUAUAAACUCAGAAUUGCAAGAAAAAUGAAAGGUUAAUGUCUUAUUCUGAGUUUAUAUCUCACAACUGUGAAUUAUUAAAGAAAAUCUGAAUUGUGAGAUAAAAAAAUAGCAAUUAUAAACUUGCAAUUCUGAGAGAAAAAAAUCUGAAUUGUGAAAGAUAAUUUCAGAACUCUGAGAUAUGCAAGAUAUAAAUGCAGAAUUCUGAGGAAAAAAGCCAGAAUUGUGAGAUAUAAAUGGAAAAUUGUGAGAUAUAAACUCAAAAUUGCAAGAUAUAAACGCAGAAUCCUGAGGAAAAAAGAACUGUGAUAGAAACUCAGAAUUGGAAGAAAAAAGUCUGAAUUUAUAUCUUGUAAUUCUAAGUUUAUAUCUCGCAAUUCUGAGAAUUCUUAGAAAAAAAGUGAAUUAUGAGAUAUAAUCUCAGAUUUCCGAGAUGUAAAUGCAGAAUUGCGAGAUAUAAACACAGAAAUCUGAGAAAUUAAGUCCGAAUUCUGAGUUUUUAUCUCGCAAUUCUGAAAAUUCAUAGAAAAAAGUCUUAAUUGUGAAAUAAAAAGUUGCAAUUAUAAACUCGCAAUUCUAAAGAAAAAAAGUCAGAAUUGUGAGAAAAAAAUUUAAUUGUGAGAGAUAAACUCAGAAUUGUGAAAUGUAAACUUGAAAGUAAGUUCAAAUUCUAAAUUUAUUUUCAAUUUUCAAUUAAAAUUUUCAGAAUUUUAAGCCUUUUUUAUUCCAUGGCAAAUAUGCUUUCAUAUAUUUCAACUUCGUGAUCAUGCACUACGAUCAUGUUAAUGCAUUUUAAUGGUUAUGCCGAAUUCAUUUCUAGCGAGGGUGCAGUUGCAGACCAGACUUUCAGUUCUCUCAAAAUGCCCUUGAGUAGCAUAAAUAUCUUACACUUUCUCCAUAAACUUUCAUCCGCUCUCAUGUUUUCUCUCUCUGCCCCUCUCGCUUUGUCCUGUUCAUGUGUGCGGGAAGAUUAGCAGGAGCACAGGUGCGCCAGAGCUCAUUAGCCUUAUGAGAGACUUGAUGGAUGGUUCGCUUUUCAGAACAUUACACUCCAACCCUCUUCACAUCACAUGAGACUGUUUUAUAAUUGAAGAGUAUGAAUAUUCAACAAAUAAAUACAUCCUUUUUCGUCUGUUAUUCAGUAAAGAGUAGAAUGAACAUGUUCUCUGUGCCACUUGAGAGGUGGAGUGUGUGUACCAUCAAGGAUAAUUGAUUUUUUUGUCGUUCCCAUGAAUAAUGAUGACAUGUUAUUGUUUUUUAUGAAGUAGGUAUUGUAGAUAUGAAUUACAUAACAAAUAUAUCUGGUGUUGAUUAUGUCAUUGAAAUAUCUACAUCUGCAGAGUUGUGUCUUGUGCAUUUCAUGGUGUAACUGAAUCAUUGUGCUGGAGACUUAACUCAUGUGGAGAUGUAUGCGGUUGCUGGACCCGCAGCAUCCUAAAUACGAGAUAUUCCAACAUGCUGGCACUGAACGGGUGCAAAGUGUUUCUAAUGCUUUUCUUUUCUAAUAAAAUGUUGUUUCGAUCA
Messenger RNA from Onychostoma macrolepis, 9550 nucleotides. RefSeq names its product NMDA receptor synaptonuclear signaling and neuronal migration factor a (gene nsmfa). NCBI's taxonomy places the organism in Eukaryota, Metazoa, Chordata, Actinopteri, Cypriniformes, Cyprinidae. The coding region runs from base 464 to 2317 and encodes 617 amino acids. The transcript has 16 exons. Gene Ontology annotation, biological process: regulation of neuronal synaptic plasticity; positive regulation of neuron migration. Gene Ontology annotation, cellular component: nucleus; cytoplasm. The record is from RefSeq and is a predicted model, not a curated record.